Molecule: messenger RNA, 2446 nt
Organism: Helicoverpa zea (corn earworm)
Lineage: Eukaryota; Metazoa; Arthropoda; Insecta; Lepidoptera; Noctuidae
Gene: Art3
Product: protein arginine N-methyltransferase 1
Exons: 1
Coding region: 130-1692 (520 amino acids)
Biological process (GO): peptidyl-arginine methylation
Cellular component (GO): nucleus
Molecular function (GO): protein-arginine N-methyltransferase activity
Source: RefSeq, a predicted model, not a curated record
GUCACAGGUUGAGGUCACUGUCUGAAUGACAUUUGGGCCUCACAUGUUCCUGAUUUGCGAAUCCAUGAUUUUGGGAAUUAACAUAAAAGUACAAAGGAUUUAAAGUUUAUUUACUGAAUAACUGCAACAAUGUCUGACGUGCCAGAUCUUAGUAGCGACGAAGACAAUUUUGAGGACGAUGAAUGGCAAGAAAUGGAAACAAACGAUACAACGGUAACAUGCUUAUUUUGUCCGAACGUUUUAUCAAAUAUCGAGGAAGGGAUUUCCCAUUGCAAGUCCGUCCAUAAGUUUGAUUUGAAUGAAUUGAAGUUAAAGUUUAAUAUGGACUGCUAUUCAUACAUAAAGUUGAUAAAUUACAUAAAAACACACAAGCCUAAACCGGAGGUUAUAACAAACCUUAACAAGGUGUUAUGGGAUGACGAGAAGUAUUUACAGCCUGUAGAGCAGGACGAGUGGCUCAUGUACGACUUCGACGCCCUUACUGACAAGCCAAGCUCACCAAAAACUUACCAUGCUAAUGUGGAAAAUGGCUUGGUUACCCUGUCAGAGGCACACUUCACUGAACUACAAAGGACAAUACAGUUUUUAACACAACAACUUACUGAGAGUGCAACGCUAUUGAAGAAUGCAAAGGAGGACAUAAAGCAAAUGCAGGAGUCAAUGCAGAACUUAGUAGAAGGUGGUCAAUUACAGAAAAAUAAUGAUGAAACUCCAGCUGCUGUUAACUGUGUAGCUAGCGUGCCUUUAGAGAUGGAUGACGGCUACUUUAGUACCUAUGCACAUUUUGGAAUCCAUUAUGACAUGCUCUCGGACAAAGUCCGCACAGAAACUUACAGGGAUGCUAUACUGAAUAACAAGGAAACUCUGAAGGGCAAAGUUGUCUUAGAUCUUGGAUGCGGUACAGGUAUACUAUCAAUGUUUUGUGCUACAGCUGGAGCCAAGACUGUUUAUGCAUUAGACCAGUCAGAAAUUAUUUACCAUGCUAUGGAUAUUGUGAGGGAAAAUAACUUACAAGAUGUAAUAAAAUUAGUCAAAGGUAGACUUGAAGAUACCAAGUUAACUGAAAAGGUUGAUAUUAUUGUAUCUGAGUGGAUGGGAUACUUCUUGCUGUUUGAAGGAAUGUUAGACAGUGUUAUUUAUGCAAGGGAUCAUUACCUCAAACCUGGUGGAUUGCUGUUACCCAACAGGUGCAAUAUUAGCCUUGUAGCUAAUGGUGAUGUAGACACGCACAAGAAGUUAAUUGAAUAUUGGUCAGACGUCUACGGGUACAAAAUGAACUGCAUGAAAUCAGAAGUAGUGCGAGAAGCAAGUAUUGAUAUAGUUGGAUCUAAACACAUAAUAUCUGAACCUUGUGUAGUCAAAGAAAUAGACAUUAACACAUGCAAAACUGAUGUAAUGGACUUCACAGCUGAUUUUAAACUGCCAAUUACAAAGGAUGGUGCAUUGACAUCAAUUGUUGGUUACUUUGAUACUUUCUUCGGUCUACCAAAUGCUAUAGAGUUUUCAACUGGCCCUCACAAGACUCCAACACAUUGGAAGCAGACAGUUUUUUAUUUCAGAGACUGUAAGCAGGUCAAACAAGGAGAUGUUGUUGAGGGUACAAUAAUUUGUAAUAGACAGAAAUCUGAUGUCCGAGGCUUAUCAAUUCAGCUCAAUAUAUUUGGCAAGAGCCACAAAUAUAUCCUAAGUUAAUUUAGUUGUGAUACAGUAAAAUAAGUCUAAUUGCAUUUUGAUAGUGUCAAUGUUUAUACAAUAUUCUUUACUGCUUCAUGUGCCUUUAUUGAUAAGUUAAUUGCAAAUAUGAUUUGCACUGUGCAGAAGUGUGCUAUACUAAGUAUAAUAAUGUUCAUAUAUAGCUAAGAGAUAGCAUUAAAUAUGGCAGAAUAAUAAAUGAAUGUCAUUUGUAUUCUUUUGUUUUAUCAUCUAUUUUUAGGAAACUGAGAUACUCACCAGCGAGUCAGUGUGUUCAUCAUUUUAUCAUUCACAUAGAUUAUAUCAACCAACUCACUGAAUUUAAGUCAUGUCUAGAUAUUUAGUUCUGCACAUUAUUAAGACAGCUAGUACCUAUGUUUAUCAAUAAACUAAGCUGGUUGUGGCCUCUCUACUUUAUUACAGUGCUUUUAUAAUAUUUUUAUAAGUUAAAUUAAAGUUAUAUAGAUCAGAUUAUUUUCUUGUUUUUGUUUCAAUAUGAUAAUACUGAUGAUUCAAUCAAGGCUUAAAAUGUAUAAUCUAAAAAAUAUGUUAUUCUACCAUAGACUAGACCUAUAUAAACUGCUUUGGAUACUUGUAUGGAAUACUUUUAAAUGCCUAUGCGUAAGCACAGAUUAACUUGGCUUAUUUUUUUCUGUUUCUUAGGUAUAUAAGAACAUCAUGACUCUCAUGCCUCAUGUAAUAGUAAUUAAUUAAUAAUUUAAGGGUAUUAAAGUAAACAUUUCGUCUACGAAAA